GCCAGUGAUGCAAGCAGCACCGGGGCCAGCGGACCACUAGGCAGCCCGCCGAGCAGCGACGAGCACCGCGGGCAGGCGCACCGCGCACCGCGCAGCGCACCGCCGAGCUAGCUCACCGACCCGCCGGCUCACCAUGGACUCGUCCAUGUCGGUGGACUACGGCACCGCGCUCUACGUGGAGGACGACAAGGACGGCAAGAAGGACGACGUGGACGCGAUGGACACGUCGACGCGGGGAGGCGGCCAGGACGUGGACAUCUGGACGGGCACGAGCACGGCGGGGCUCGACGAGGCGAGCAUGCUGCAGCACCCGGGCGUCAACGGCGUCCCGUCCUACUACCCGGUGUACGGCAACGGCGGCGUCAACGGCCUCAGCAACUUCAACGGCCUCAACGGGGGCGUGCCGCGCCGCGGCGGCGGCCCCGCCCAGCCCGCGCACCUCCCGGGCUACCAGGUGGCGGCGCAGGGCGCCAGCCUCGGCGCCAGCCAGCCCUCGGGGCCCACGGCGAACUGGGCGCCGCCGACGUACCACAUCCCCAAGUGGAUCAACGGCGGUGCCCCGCCCGGGUGCACCCCGCCGGGCCGGGCCGGCCAGCCGCCCUGGACGCACCAGCAGCUGACGGCGCACCUGCAGCAGCAGUACCCGGGGCUACGCGGGCCCAUCCCGCCCUCCAUGCUGGCGCGGUGGAACCCGGGCGGCGUCACGGCCGCCAACCAGAGCAGCGGCGGCGGCGGCGGCCGCGACGGCGGCAACGUCACCCUGGCCAGUCUCGUCGGCAUGCCGCCCGGCCUCCAGGGCCACGGCAGCCACCAGGGCGGCCACCAAGGCCUGCAGCAGCAGACCCAGCACCACCAGCCCGGCCUCGGUGGCCACGGCGGCGUCCUGGGCGGCGGCCAGCGCAAGGCCAGUCCCACCUUCGGGCCGCAGCCCGGCCGGGUCCUGACGCCCACCAAGCAGUUCCGACGCAGCGCCUCGUACCCGGGCAAGCCCUACGGACAGACGCCCUCCUUCGAGAUCACCGGCGCCGACGAGAACCACAUGCUGAACCCCUUCUCCAUCAGCGCGCAGCAGGAGCAGCAGCAGAGGGCGGCCAAUGGCGUUGCCAACGGCUCCAGCGCGCUGGACAACAUGCGGAGCCUGGAGACCUACCUGGGAGAGAUCAUGCGCUCCGGAGAGGACACCCCCGAGCACCUCAAGGGAUUCCUUAACUGCAAUGCCAACACACUGCAAUCCCUCGCCCAAAUACACGGCGACUGGGCAGCGCCGCAGCUCACCGGCCCCAUCAACGCCGUACGUGCUCGACGACCAGAUGUGCGACGAGUGCCAGGGGCAGAGGUGCGGCGGCAAGUUCGCGCCCUUCUUCUGCGCCAACGUUACCUGCCUACAGUAUUACUGCGAGCACUGCUGGGCCACCAUCCACUCGCGGCCGGGCAGGGAGUUCCACAAGCCCCUGGUGAAGGAGGGCGCCGACCGGCCCAGGGCCGUCCCCUUCCGCUGGUGUUAAUGAAGGGCCGCGAGGGUCGGCUCGCACCGGGCCGGCGCCUCAACCUCUAGACAAUUGUAGGAUAAUCCAAUUUUUAGAGAAUACCCCAAAGACUUGUUGAACCCGAGACAUGUGGAGAGAAAAAAAAUGAACUUUUUUUUUUGUUUUUCUAUGUAAUAAAAGAGUAUAUCCACAUGCUCGGGUCGUGUGCUCAGUGUCGGUCGGCGCCGCGCAGCCCACCAGUAUUACCACCUUUGUCUAGCUAAAUUAAAUGAACUCGUGGCGGGCUGUGGUCUGGUGUAGACUGUGACCAUGGGGCACGCCACAAGACUCGCAACAAGUUGCAGGGCAAAAAUAAUAAUUCAAUUCUUAGCAUCCAAACUGUGUGGGUGGAACUGCUCACCUCUAGCUUAAGAGGGGGUAGACCACCACACAGUCUAGUUGUUGUGUAUGUGUGAGCGCGUGUGAUAGUCUAGAGCCUCUACAAGCUCGUGCGUUCAAUGCUAGUUAGAGUCCAACAGGGCUCUAAUGCUAGCUUGGCCCAACAAGGGGCUCUUUAGUCAUUUUUAUUACAACGUUAGUCAGCGUGUGCUUGCUCAGUGUGCUUCUAUUCAUUUUUAAAACAAAUUUCAGCUUUCUCUUUUUUACAAUGUGCAUUUUUUUUUAUGUUGCCUGCUGCUGAUUCUUAGCAUCUCUGCCAAUACUUUCAAUUUUUAAAAUGAACUCCUCAGGGUAUCUGUAAAUAUUAAUUCGAUAAUUUAAUCUACUUUUAUAUACAUGAAAGGAAUGAAGUAUUCUUGCUGCCCAAGUACGUUCAGUACAAUUUUUCUUUCUGUGUUUAUCUAUCACCUUGGCCUUUCUUAGAGGCGCUUUGCCUCUGAUUUGCUUUUGCAUCUAACUUUGAGACAGAAAUUGUGCAUAUGAACUGAGAAAAGCACAACGUCCCACGCAAAUUGCUUUUUAUACCAAUCAUGUUUCCAAAGAAUGUCUUGAACUCAGCUCUCAAAGAGUGGGAGCUCGUCUUAAUCUUUGUAAUUUUUUAUAUUUUCAUUAGUUGUACAUAUAGUUUUGCAAAAAAAAAAAUCCAAGCAAAACCAAAAAAAAAAAAAAAAAAUGGAGAUGAAGUAAGUACCAUUAGUUCAAAAUAUUGAUUUGUUUCAUGAUAAGAAUUUAUCUUCCAUAUUUAUUUUUUGGGUCUCAUUUUUGUAUAUAAUGAAGCUUUCUCAGAAAAGCAGAUGGCAUAUGAUGUCUUGCUUCAAUUUUUUGUUGUUGUGUUAUUUCCUUUUUUGUUUGGUGAUGACUAGAGUAUGUAAGUUUAACAAAGAAUUGGCAGAGACUCUAAAGUAAUGCAAGCACACGCACCCCUUAGUUACCCCUUUCACAAAAUCUUACCAAAAGUUUAGUGUUGCAAUUAUUGUGUGAAAAGAGACCCAUUUUUAUGAUUUUUGAUAUUUGUUUUGAUUUUAUAGUUUAUUCAUAGAUUGUUUUUUCUCUACCGGCCAAACCAUGUAGAGGAAGGUUGACAUGUUUUGUCUCUUAGAUGUUUCCCUUUAUUAUAAUGAAAUAUAUGUGUUUAGCUGUUUGGGUUCCAGUCCAAUCAUAUGGCUAUCUAGCUUUGGAGAAGGCAUGAGAAUAGGGUGGCAUAGCCUAAUUUGUUGUGAUUUUUAACAAAUUUAUAGUAGUGUUAGUCCUAUUGUGACAGCUGUCCCUUAUCCGUGUGACACUUCUCCUGGUUGGUGAAUCAUCUCGUCAAACUUUAAACAUUUUAUUUUAGAGGAGAAAAAAUAUGUCUUAGACUGUUUGAUGAGAAUGUGUUCUAUCGCUGGAAUCAUUUGUUUUAGAAGAACCUUCUGUUGCCUCUUGGCUACUGUGUUCUUGCCAAGUCAUGUGCGGAGCCUCCAAUUGGUAAAUAUAGAUUUUACCUUGUGUUCUUUAUGACCUCAAGGUCUAGAAGCCCAAUGGCUCAUUUAACUAUUAUUUGUUAUGUGUGAUACCUAGCUACAUAUAUAAUUCACUUUGCUCUUUUGCACGAAUAUCCUAUCUACAUAUACACAACAAAUGUGUAGGCUUAUGAAUAUUUGGAUCUACUCCUGUCGUGUUUUUCAUAUAGAUUUUUGUAUUUCCUUUAAUCAGGAAGGUUUUUUUGUACCCUUCUUUUGAUGUGUCUGAUGUAAUAGACCAAUGGUGAUGGAAUGUAUAAGAGCCUACCACAUGUUGUGGAAAAAGGCAAAGCCAAACAUUCUUGAGGCAGAGUGGUGUUGGGUCAGCUUAUCCCAAUGCUGAGAUGGACCAGCCUCAUAUAUCUGCACUGCUCACCUUAAGUAGCAAGCUAACUUUAUUUUUCAUGUCUGUUGAAUGAUUACACGUGAUUCCUCAUACCAAAGAUGACUGUAUGUGAAAUCUUUGAUUCUCAUGAUCUAUGAAACUUCUGGCUCUUUUGUUUGCUCAGAGAAGCAAGCAGACUUCUAUGUAUUAUAUAUACAUAAAUGCAUAUAUACAUAUACAUUUUUUACUUGUCUUAUAAUUCAAUUUGAAACCAUUUCAGUGUGUGUGUAUAUAAUAUGUCAUUUUCAUAAAUGUUAUUGGUAGGCAUACAAAGUUAAUGUAUAGAAUCCAAAUUUGAUUAGAAAGAGUUGUAGUCACAACCACCAGUAUUUGGUUCUAGUAUCUGAGCGAUGUGCCAGAGCUACCAAGUAUUGAUUUUUAUUUUUUUUAAACAAAGGUACAUUUUCAACCUGUCAAUGGAUUAAGUUUUUUUGCCCAAGAUGCAUUAUUGUGCCUUGGGCGGGUGGGUAGCAUUCUAGUCAUCAACAUUGGGGCUCAUGUGAUCUGCCUUGUAUGUUCAUGUAUUGUGAGUCGUUCCUACAUGGGUGUAUAGCCUUUGUAAUGCAUUACAUCCAAAUAAGCUCUGGUAGCUCGAGGUUUUCAAAAUAAUGUGUAACAUUUACCUUUCAGUCAAAUGGUGCCAUCUUUAGAGGUCUAUCUAUCUGCAGUGGGUCUUCUGCAUUUCAAUUCCUGUUUUGAAAAAAAAAUACCAGCAAGGUCUUUUAUGCCUUCCUGACUAAUGUAGAUCUUUGUGAGAUUUUAAGAUUUAUACUGAUGUUUAAAUGUCGUAGUUGUGUGUGUUCUACAAAUGAAAUUUGAUAAAAUAUUAAACCUUACCAAAUAUCUUCAUGUUUUUUUUGUUGAUUUUUUCAUUUUAUACUUCUUUCAUAGAAAAUGGUUGUUUUUUGUUCACUGUUUUUUUAUUUUUUUUAAUGUGUGUAAUGGGAAGUUUGUGUUUUAUGGUUUUCUGUGUUACAUGCCAUGGCAUGCAGGUCGGGGGCCGGUUCUCAACCGCGCUAGCAAUGUUAAAAUGUGUCUGGGCAGUUGGUUGGCUUUUCUUGAUGACUGACUGGCCUAAUAUAUUAUUAUCUUUUUUACAAUAGCAUGUAUUGUACUAUGAUUUUCAAUGAAACACAAAGGAAAAAGAAAAAAACAUUUUAUUGUAAUGUGAUAGUUGUAUUUAAUACAAAAAUCUACACGUGAUUAUUUUGUAGCCUUGGGUAACUUAUUUAACGUUAGCACUAUAUAUUUAACUCUUUUUAAUAAGACUUCUUGAAAUUGUUCUUAAAUAUUAUAUUCCAGUGUGAUGAUUCCAUUUAUAUUAUGUAACUUUUGGUAUUGAAAUUUUUUUUGGAUGUUUGAUUUUGUUUGCCUUUACUUUCACACCUCAAUUGGACUGAGGAGAUAAAAAUAUGUUUCAGUAAGGUUUGCAAAGAAAGUCAUGCCAACUAAGUCAGUUUCUUUUUCUUAUAGACUUAAUUAAGAAACCACAUUCUUGUUGUUGGGAGGUCUGCCUGUGUGUUUACUUCUCACGUAUGCUUUCGUCACAGAAUAAGUAUUUUUUUUAAAUUGUCAAGUAAACUUUGUUACUAGAAUUUAUAUUCUGCCACUCUUGUGCUGUGUAAAGAUUGAAUGUUCUUUAAUAUUGAACAUUGCAACAAUGCUCAAUGUUGAGAAGCAUCGUUUCGGCUUCUGUUAAAACAGAAUACAAUUAUGUGCAGCUAAUAUUUUUUUAUUCUUUUUUAUUUGUUUCCUGAAGAGUUUGACUUUAUGGUUGAACAUUUGAGUUGUGUUUUUAUUAUUAUUUAUUGUAUAAGUGUGCUGUUUCCCUCAGAUUUUGUUACAUCUUUUUAGAAACAUUAAAGCUUUAAUGACCUACUUAGUUUUUUGAACCCUUUUCUACAUUUUUCACAUUGUGUUAUUUUAUACAAAUGGCAAGACUUUAAUGAACUUUUGUUCCUUUUCUUCAUUCCCAAGUGUUUCUAAGAUAGGUGUGAGACUUAAAAAGAGUCUCCUUAUUAUCCUUGCUGGUACCAUACUUGAUGAAUGAAGUACCAAGCUUCUUCACCUGAUUGUCCUUGCAUAUUUAUAUUAUGACCAGAAAGGGCAGCAUAUCUUAUUGCAAGUGAUCUUAAAAGCAUUUCAGAAAAUCUAUUUUCAUAUUUCUGGAAUCAUAAAUUAAAAUAGACCAUUAGCUCUUGUCUGAAAUAAGAAAUUUUUUUGAAAAAUAUUUGUUGCGAUAAGUUUGUCAUUGUACAUCCCAAGUAGACUGGUUCUCUUGAUAUCAACACUUAAGGUUUAAUCAUUUCUGUUGAAUUCCUCCUUGCAUCUCCCUUUUCCUCUUUCCCGACUUAUUCCUUUUGUGUCUCAUUUAUUUUCUCGCAGUUUCUGAGCCCCAGGCUUCACAGUCCUAGAGCAGCCACAAAUGAGGUGUUAUCUCUCCCUACCAUUUGUUUACCUCCUACGUGGUAGUUCUAGGACUCUAAAUCUAUCGUAUUCUUGGAUGCAAUGUCUGAUUACACUCAAACAAUGAUCAGCAGACUUCUUAACAAUCAAGCCUAAUCGAAGAAAGAGGGAAAGGAAAAGAUAAGAGAGUACGAAAAAUGUUUUAUGAAACAUUUGGUCCAUAGAAAGUGUGGAAGUAAUGGCUCUGGUGGUGGAGUGGGAUAUUCCCAAGGUAGCAAACAAGUUCUGUGUAGUAGUGAUUUUUAUAUCUAUACAUCAAUGUGUUUAGCACUUAUUGUAUACUAUAUGUUACUCUAUUCAUGUCUAUGUCAUGCAUGGUGCUUAAAAUUAGUCUGUUCCAUGAUACAUCUGGUAUUAUCUUUUGUUUCUUGAAAGGGAAGGAAAAGUACAGAGAAGAUGAAUUUUGUGAGUUCUGUUACUGCUCUAAUCAUGAGAGGAAAUAGAAAUUGUAAUUUGUUAUUUUUUUGACUUAGUACCCUAGGCAAACAUAAUUAACAGUAUUAUUGUUCCCCUGGUAUGGAUUGAAUCUUUGUGCAACAAGAGUUUGUCAUUGGAAAAGUUUUUCCCAUGGUCCAUUUAAAAAAAAUUAAAGCUAAAUUCUCCUUCCAUUUUUUCUUGACCAUGUGGCCCUUUACCACUAAAAGAGUGUGAGAUUAGAGGAAAAAUAAUCCAGGGAAGGUAGGAAAGUGGGUCAUUGAAAAUUUGAAAUGUAUGUUUGUGAUUUACAGCUGAUAUUUUUAUCACUUUUCUACAUACUCCUUUAAAAUUGUAAGUUCAGUCUUAUCACCAAUUUGUAGUGUGGCUUGCUGUUAGUAUUAUAUGUAUGAAUAACCAGUUACUCUCAUACCAUGUACGUACUUUUACCAGGGGAUCUUUUCCUUGUUCGUUUGUUGGAUGUGCAACUUUCAUGUUUUUUGAAUAUAACCAUUAAAUGUGGAAUCUUAUAUAAAA
Frankliniella occidentalis (western flower thrips) is the source of this 7226-nucleotide messenger RNA. Its product is annotated as cytoplasmic polyadenylation element-binding protein 2-like. Gene Ontology annotation, cellular component: neuron projection; synapse; nucleus. Gene Ontology annotation, molecular function: translation factor activity, RNA binding; mRNA 3'-UTR binding; mRNA regulatory element binding translation repressor activity. The record is from RefSeq and is a predicted model, not a curated record. NCBI's taxonomy places the organism in Eukaryota, Metazoa, Arthropoda, Insecta, Thysanoptera, Thripidae. Gene Ontology annotation, biological process: negative regulation of cytoplasmic translation.